Hermetia illucens (black soldier fly) is the source of this 2232-nucleotide messenger RNA. RefSeq names its product zinc finger protein 724-like. The transcript is spliced from 4 exons. The record is from RefSeq and is a predicted model, not a curated record. Lineage: Eukaryota; Metazoa; Arthropoda; Insecta; Diptera; Stratiomyidae. Bases 142 to 2094 code for a protein of 650 amino acids. Gene Ontology annotation, cellular component: nucleus. Gene Ontology annotation, molecular function: DNA-binding transcription factor activity, RNA polymerase II-specific; RNA polymerase II cis-regulatory region sequence-specific DNA binding; zinc ion binding. Gene Ontology annotation, biological process: regulation of DNA-templated transcription.
AAGCUUGCCCCUUCCGAAUUGUCAAACCAUAAAGGAGAUCAAUUGACAGGUGAAAAAGGAUAUCGGGGGUUGUCAUGGGAUUUAUUCCUAAGUUUUCCAAUUCGCUUAUUUAUUAAGUGAGACGGGCUAAAAUCAGUGGAAAUGCCGUUCAAAGAAAAGUGUCGAUGUUGCCUUAACUGCAAAGGACCGAUGUUGUCCUUUUAUUACGAAGAUACGGAGGUGAUUGCGGCUGGGCAGAUGACCAUUGUGGAUUUGUUGAAAAUGUUUACGCAAAUUUCGAUUGCAAGAAAUGAUGGCUUUCCAGAGAAAAUUUGCACAGGUUGCCUCGACGCAAUUUUGCGAAUCUACACAUUCAAAUUGAAUUGUGAAAGUUCCAGUGAUACCAUGAAGCAAAUACAAAGCAGUUUCAACAAAUCCGAAAAUGUGGAUGACUUCUGUCGGACAUGCGUACAAAGUGGACACAAGAUGUAUCCCCUGAAAGAUGGCAACCUUCAACUGUUAAAAGCCUUCACCAGGAAACCGAUACCCUACUCCGAAGGUAUGUCUUGGAAAAUCUGCAGUAAUUGCUUGGAUGCUUUGAAAAUCGCUUGCGAAUUCAAAUACAAAUGUGAAAAUAGUCAAGUAGAGCUCCUAGAACAACUGAGCGAUGUUCGAAGGAACAGUAUGUCAUUUCCUCCCAAGAAAUUCAAAGAUGAGAUCAAUGAAGAACUUAGUGAGGCCGACAUAAAAAAACAAUGUCAGGAUAUUAAAAUCAAAACGAUCUCAAGUGGAUCUCAAAUAGGCGAAAUAAUUGAAAUUGAUGACGAUGAGGACACCGAGAAAAAUGACGAUAAUUUCGAGAACCAUAACUGCAAUGAAAACGAAGACUCUGUUCCGAACGAGGAAAGUGAACCGAAAGAAAGGUCCCUCCCUGUGAGAAAGGGUUUCAUUAACGUCGAAGAUAUUGUAGAAGCAGAAAUAAAUCCGGAAGCUUUUGGAGAAAUGUUCGAAAUCAACGAUAUGUUGGAAACGCAGAUAAAAGUCGGGAAUAACGAUAGCGAAGUGAUUGAAAUUGAAGACAGCGAUGCCGAAUCCGAAUCAAAUUAUCUUAACGGGGAGCCUGAAUGCUAUCUCAGCGAGCAUUCCGUUGAUUAUCAGAGAUUUACUAAUCGAGUUGUACAUGACAAUAGUUAUCAGUGUCCAGCUUGCUACCAACUAUUUCAUCCACAACACUUUUAUUAUCACUUCUUGGCGAUGCACAUCGAGGGCAAUCUCUGCAAAUUAUGCAACCAAGAAUUCCAAGGCUCGGAAAGACAACACGUAUCAUUCCAUCAACCCCUCCUAUAUUCCUGUUCAGAAUGUGAUAUGUGUUUCGACACACAGCUAGAGUUGGCUCGACAUUUAAAGAACGACCAUCAACGAGAACCGGCGUUCAAAUGUAAAGGAUGCGGUGAAAUGUUUUCCAAACGGGUCCACAGAGACACGCAUGAGGUGCUUCACGAAAAGGGACUGCUACCAAUCGAUGCUCCGAAACAAGACAACACAGAUGGUCGUCGCUGUCCGAUUUGCUUUAAAAUCUUCAAACGUCGUAACUACACCCUCUCCCACAUGAUGAUCCACACCGGUUUGAAACUAUAUAAAUGUGAACUGUGUCAGCGCGAAUUUCCACGAAAGAGUUCAUUACGCUUGCAUUUCAUUCAGAUUCACACCGAUCUCCGGCCGUACAAGUGCAAGUCAUGUCCUAUGUCCUUCAAACGUCGAGAUGCUCUUGUAAAUCAUACGAAACGAUUCCAUGGAAAAUUCGGACCCCCACGUACAUUCCAUCCUGGUCUAAGACCGUAUCAAUGUAACGUUUGUAAUAAGUCCUAUGUAACGCCAGAGUAUUUGAAAGCGCAUAAAAAGACGCAUACUUCGGUUCGCGCGUACGCUUGUGAAUUAUGUCCAGCAAAGUUCCGAACGGGGUCAAUGCUACGUAAGCAUGUAGUAGUUCAUAGCCCGGACCGACCCUUUGUCUGCGCAUUUUGCCCAGCUACAUUCAAAUUAAAGGGGCACUUGUCGUCGCAUCUGUUCUACGUUCAUGAUCGGAAGAGUAAUAAUGAUAUCGGAUGCUCGUAAUUUGGCAGUAUUAGUCGUGAGUGUGUUUAGAUAUAUGUACUAUAAGACAGAAAGUAGGAACUCUUAAGUUUUUUUCUAAGUGAACUAAUUUAUUGAUAUUUAUUUACUUUCUUGUAAUAUUUCAAAAAUACAAAUACA